AUGGUCUUUGUGGAGGACAGAGGAGAGAGAGAGGGCGAGAGGGAGAGAUUUACAGAGGUAAAGGCGACACGAGCACAACAAGACGGGCGAGCGGAGCGGGACAGACGGGUUGAGGGAGGACACUGGUUUGUGUGCAAACACUGCAAAAACGUGAUUUAUUUAUACCCUCAGUCUGACCUGCCAGUUUGCAGAAUGCAUUACUCUCUACGUAGUACAGAAGUAGAAAUAGAAGGAGAAACCAUGGCAACAGUAAGGCUCUUUUUAGCACACUUUAGCAGCGAACGACAGGCGGAGGGAAUGGGCUUUGUUCAGGCUCAUCUGGACCCAGAGCAGACUGGUUUUAUAGCAGUGGAAAAUUUCACCAGUCUAGCUGAGCACCAUGAGUUACAGCUGGACCCCAGUAAACUGGAGAUGCUGCUGGCGCUGGUACAGAGCGACGAACACGGACACGUCUGCUACCAAGAACUCAUAGAACUGCCGUGUUCCUCUCAGGACCUUCUUCACUCUCUAACACUUGAUACGAGGGGGCAUUCUCUCUCUCUCUCUCUCAAUAAACGUUCCAGUAGUUUCCGCCGAGCCAUUGCAAAUGGGCGUCGCACCCUGCAGCGUGAGAUCCUAUUGGAUGAGACGGGGUUGGGCGUGUACAAGCGCUUCGUGCGCUACGUGGCCUAUGAGAUUCUGCCAUGCGAGACGGACCGCCGAUGGUACUUCCAUCAGAGCAGACUCUGCCCUCCUCCAGUGUUCAUGGCCAUCAUUACCAUUGUGCAGAUCAUAGUGUUUAUGUGUUACGGCGUGAUGCUCAAUAAAUGGGUGUUGCAAACCUACCAGCCGGAUUUCAUGAAGAGUCCACUGGUGUAUCAUCCCGGACACCGCGCUCAAAUCUGGAGGUUCUUCAGCUAUAUGUUCAUGCAUGUUGGAUUAGAGCAGUUGGGUUUCAACGCUCUUCUCCAGCUGAUGAUUGGAGUUCCUCUGGAGAUGGUUCAUGGGAUCCUGAGGAUCAGUCUGCUGUAUAUGGCAGGAGUUGUCGCUGGUUCACUGACGGUGUCCAUCACGGAUAUGCGCGCUCCGGUGGUGGGCGGGUCCGGCGGGGUCUAUGCACUCUGCUCAGCACAUCUCGCCAACGUUGUCAUGAACUGGGCCGGUAUGAAGUGUCCAUACAAAUUGCUACGGAUGAUUCUUGCACUUGUUUGCAUGAGUUCAGAGGUGGGCCGUGCCGUAUGGCUGCGUUUCUCCCCGCCCCUCCCCUCCUCCGGACCGCAGCCCAGUUUCAUGGCUCAUCUGUCGGGCGCAGUGGUGGGCAUCAGCAUGGGGCUGCUGAUCUUGCGGAGCUAUGAGGAAUCUCUGCAUAAACAGUGCUCCUGGUGGGUCCUCAUCUUCUCCUUCAUCACCUUCCUCCUCUUCGCCAUCUUCUGGAACAUUUUCGCUUACGAGCUGCUCGGGGUACAGAUCCCGCCCCCUCCCUGAUGACACGCCCCCCUCUGGUGGCCCCGAAAAGCCACGCCCCCCUGUCCGACACAGGUCCGACCUCAAUCUACUCCGCUCGACCAGCAGCGGAGACACGGACGUAAAAACCAGAAGGAAGGAUUUCAGUGGUGUGAAAUGAUAACGCAUACUCAUAUUCCAUACAGAAGCAGCAAACACAAAUGGCGUGGUAUUUUUAAUGAACACUCUGAGGCAGCACAAGGGUCCGGCGAGUUUAUUUGAACAGACCGUCAAUACGUCGUACACACACACAAACGCACACACACGUACAUCAGAUUUGUUGUGUAUUUCAGCCCGAGGCUCGUUCAUGAUGCCUUUCUGUAUUGUUUUGAUUUGACUGUUUCAUCUAAGCCUGUUAUGCAUUACAGAUACCAUCCGUAGUAGAUGAAACGCCAGGAAUCUCGCUGACUAAAAACAAAGCCUUACACUUGAAGACACGGCAAAGUCCUCAGUGAGGUAGGGGGUUGAUGUUGAUGUCAUUUGAUGCUGUUUAUUUUUGGAUAAUUAC
Messenger RNA from Sinocyclocheilus anshuiensis, 1990 nucleotides. RefSeq names its product rhomboid, veinlet-like 1 (Drosophila) (gene rhbdl1). The transcript is spliced from 11 exons. Bases 1 to 1464 code for a protein of 487 amino acids. Gene Ontology annotation, cellular component: membrane. Gene Ontology annotation, molecular function: serine-type endopeptidase activity. NCBI's taxonomy places the organism in Eukaryota, Metazoa, Chordata, Actinopteri, Cypriniformes, Cyprinidae. The record is from RefSeq and is a predicted model, not a curated record.